Carica papaya (papaya) is the source of this 1638-nucleotide messenger RNA. RefSeq names its product E3 Ubiquitin ligase family protein (gene DAL1). Lineage: Eukaryota; Viridiplantae; Streptophyta; Magnoliopsida; Brassicales; Caricaceae. The record is from RefSeq and is a predicted model, not a curated record. Gene Ontology annotation, molecular function: ubiquitin-protein transferase activity. Gene Ontology annotation, biological process: protein ubiquitination; organelle organization.
CCUAGGAUAAGCUCUUUACAAGCAGUUCAUGUGCGGGUAGAUCCCCAUUGCCAUCUUCUGUUUCUUCACUCCUGGCAUCUGAUUCUUUCUGUUUGUCUUUUUUCUUCCUUCAAUUUCUUUGCUUAUCAGUUACUACUUCCUCGAGAAACAAACAAGCAUUGCUCCUUUCGAAUUUCUUUUGGCGUGAUUAUUUCUUUCUCUUCUUCAUUUUUGUUCGAUGAGACUUGAUUUUACUUCCCUGUGCUGGUUCUGAAUUACGAAUGGAGCUUUUUUAGUGGAGGUGAUCGACGCUAGAGUUAAUUCCUGUGGUUGAAGAUGAUUCCAUGGGGAGGAAUCACUUGCUGCAUGAGCGCGGCUGCCCUUUAUCUGCUUGGCAGGAGCAGCGGCAGGGAUGCGGAUAUUCUUAGAAAAGUUACGCGAGUUAAUCAGUUGAAGGAAUUGGCGCAGUUGCUUGACAUUGAAAGCAAAAUAAUGCCAUUGAUUGUUGCCAUAUCUGGAAGAGUUGGCUCUGAGACACCAAUUAGUUGCGAGUACAGCGGCUUAAGGGGAGUUAUAGUGGAGGAAACGGCUGAACAACAUUUUCUCAAACACAAUGAUGCUGGUUCUUGGAUACAAGAUAGUGCCCUAAUGCUGUCAAUGAGUAAAGAGGUUCCUUGGUACCUGGAUGAUGGGACUGCUCGUGUAUUUGUAGUAGGAGCACGAGGUGCUACUGGUUUUGUUCUUACUGUGGGGAGUGAAGUAUUUGAAGAAUCAGGGCGGUCUCUCGUACGAGGAACGUUGGACUAUCUCCAAGGCCUCAAGAUGCUUGGAGUCAAACGUAUUGAACGUGUACUUCCAACUGGUACUUCCUUGACAGUUGUUGGUGAGCCUGUUAAAGAUGACAUUGGAACAAUUCAGAUACGAAGACCGCACAAACGGCCUUUUUACGUCUCCAAAUCAAUGGAUCACCUGAUUUCCAUAGGGAAAUGGGCAAGGUGGUACAAGUAUGCUUCGAUGGGGCUAACAUUCCUUGGUGUUUUUCUAAUUGCAAAGCGUUCUAUUGAGUAUGUUUUGGAGAGAAGGCGGCGACGAGAGUUGCAGAAAAGGGUUCUUGCCGCAGCAGCGAAAAGAUCAGGGCAAGAUAAUGAAGGUUCAAAUAUAAUACCUGAAAAUGGGUUGGAUGGUGCUAAGAGAGAGCAUCUGAUGCCAGAUCUAUGCGUGAUAUGCCUUGAGCAAGAGUACAAUGCUGCUUUUGUCCCGUGUGGUCAUAUGUGUUGUUGUAUGACUUGCUCUUCCCACUUGACAAACUGCCCGCUUUGCCGGAGACGGAUUGAGCAGGUGCUCAGGACCUUCCGCCAUUGAAAAUAUGCUUCUUAGACUUACUUCGGCUCUACUGGAUGGAAAAAACGCUUGGAAGGAGAGGACAUUCUUUCUCCCAGCUAGAGGAAUACAUUUUUCUUGUAAAUUACUUAAAAGCCAUUAGUUUGAGGCUGAUUUGUAAAUAUUUAAAGAGAAUACAAUCUCCAAGAUGGCUGAUCCUUGAAUUCUCUGAUAAAUUUAUGUGAUCUUUACAUUCAAGGGUCGUUUGGGGGAAGAUUUCUAUCAAAAUUUGUAUAUUUCUUAAAGAAAUUACGUGAUGAAAUUAAAAUAUUUUAGUCA